AUGGCCACCGCCCCGCCGUCCAGCAUCGCGGCCACCCCUGCAGCCCCGCUGGUGGAAGCCGAAAAGGAGGACACCGCCUCAGCUCCGGCAGCCACGGGCCAAGCCAGCAUGACCCGGGGCAAGCCUAUGCAGGCCCGCAGAAGCCCAUCUGGGCCCGUGAGCGUGCCGCCAUGCCCCGCCUCGUCCCGCUCCGCUGCGCCACCGCCACGCCCCGGCCGCGUGCCACCACGUCAACCCGCAGCCCCGCCCGCCCUCGCUCGGCCUCCGGCCCUCAGCAUGGAGGCCUCCCUCCAAACCGCCGCGCUAGGAGCCGAGAGGGAUAGUCGAAGCAACCUUUGGGCGGUGUACGAUGACCUUUGA
Messenger RNA from Lolium perenne, 360 nucleotides. Lineage: Eukaryota; Viridiplantae; Streptophyta; Magnoliopsida; Poales; Poaceae. The record is from RefSeq and is a predicted model, not a curated record.